UCAUAUUCAAAAUCAAAAUUCAAUGAGAGAAGUAAAUGUUCAUACAUGACAUACAUUAAAAUCUUAAGAAAAAAAUGUUUUUCAAAAUAUUAAUUGGUUUUUGCCUAGCUAAUAUUGUUUUGAGUGGUCCAGAAGAAAAUGAAGGAGUUAAAUUUGCCAGUAAAUGCGAAACGUGUAAAAUCUUAGCCACGGAGUUACAGGAAAGGUUGAGUGAAACCGGCAAAUCUCAUGAUGUUCUUGAACUUGGUUACUCCUUAGACGAAGUCAAACCAAAGAAACGUACUGAAUAUCGUCGAAGCGAACUACGCCUCGUGGAAUCUAUUGAAAAUGUUUGCGACCGAAUUUUGGAGUACAAUUUACAUAAAGAACGACAAGACAGUACUCGAUUUGCCAAAGGCAUGCCCCAAACAUUCCAGGCGCUACAUGGUCUAGUAGACAAGGGUGUAAAAGUUGAUUUAGGUAUUCCGUAUGAACUGUGGGAUAAGCCACCAAUCGAAGUCACGCAAAUGAAGACGCAGUGCGAAUACUUUCUAGAGAAAUAUGAAGAUGCUAUAGAAGACUGGUAUUUUAAGCAUCAAGAAAAGCCGCUUAUAAAACAUCUCUGCGAAGAAAAGGCUCUUCCAAAACAUGACCAAAAAUGUCUUUCUGAAGUUGCCUCACCUCUUAAAGACAACCACAAUGAAAGCGGGAAUUCCAAUGGUGACAGGAGCAGCAAAGAAGAGUUGUAGAUUUUAAGGUUUAGAAUAUUUAGAAACAAAAUAAAAGAAAAAAAAAUACUUGAA
Messenger RNA from Episyrphus balteatus (marmalade hoverfly), 782 nucleotides. RefSeq names its product protein canopy homolog 4 (gene CNPYb). The record is from RefSeq and is a predicted model, not a curated record. Bases 75 to 728 code for a protein of 217 amino acids. Lineage: Eukaryota; Metazoa; Arthropoda; Insecta; Diptera; Syrphidae. Gene Ontology annotation, cellular component: endomembrane system. Gene Ontology annotation, molecular function: signaling receptor binding. The transcript is spliced from 2 exons.